CCUUGGGCGAAUUCGAACAGAGGCUGGGGGGGCCCAUGCCCCAGGCUCGAGCUCCUACCACCCACAGCCGCCCCUUGGCCCAGCCCCCCCACUCAAGCCAAGCACAAAGAAAUGGCUCAGCCCAGAAAACACUGCGCGGCCCCCGCCUCCCCAACACGGCCGGCCCUACUCAAAGGUUCCAUCCGUUCACUCUGCACGUAUUUGUGAGGGUUCUAACGUGUGCCCGGGACAGUGCCAGGUGCAGAGGUUCCAAAGACUGAAGGAAAUAAGCCGUGCCCUCCGUUAGAUUCCGUUCUGGCGCUCCCUCCCGCUCCUGGACAAGGGCCGAAGGCCAGAUGUGAACUCGCUGGGCCUGGGGGGCUGAGCCAGGGAGCGCUUUUCCCAGAUGCCCCGCCCGGGGGGCUGGCCCGGUGCUAAUGAGCCGGCGCACGGCUGGCGCGCUCCCCCUCCCUCCAUCUCUCCAUCCAUCCUUUGCCUUGGUCCCUGCCGCUCUCUUCCGCUCUGCUCCCGAGGCUGGGGCGGGCUAAGGCAGCGGCGGCGCCGUGAGGGCCAGGGCUAGGCUGUCCUCGGGGUCCGUCUGCUGCCACCUGCCCUCUCGUCAGCCCGAGACACCUGGACAUCUGGGACAAAGGAGACCGGCUGGUCCUGGGGCCGGCCUCCCCCGCCGUGGGACGUGAAUCCGGGCCAUGGAGCGGCCGUGACCCAGGUGGUGCUGUCGGGGAUAGGAGCACGAUCUGGGGUCUCCACUUACCCCCGCAGGGAAUUUGGGAGCCGUCAUCUGGGGCGUUGUGGGGGGAGGGGUAUUUGAGACCGCUGGGAGGAGAUGAGAAGAGGUGAUGGGGGAGGGGGAGGCACUACGAGUCUGUGUGUUCGCCCACUCACUUAGGCUUCCCCUCCCAACAACACACACACUCACCCCGGUCCGGGAAACACCAGAACAGCAGGAUUGGAACUGUCGCGGGGUCAAGGGGGGUGUCAGUGUGUGUGUGUGGGGGGAUGUCGCUGGGGCCCAGACAUAGGAUGAAGCCCUGGCACGCUGUAGCCAGGGAAUCCUUGGAUGGAGGGGGCUAGGAGCUAGAGAAAGCAGAGGCCAAAUAGCCCAGCGUUUCCCAGUCUUUGCAGGUUAUUUCUGGGGAAAUGUAAGUCUUAGCUAGGCUCUGUACCUCCCCCAGCAUCUAGCAAUAGCCUUCUCUAAACACAGGCCUUUCAAGCCUUGGGUAACAAUUCUCUGUGGCAGUUAUGGGAUGGAGGUUAGAUUACUGGGAGAACUUUCUGAUAGUAGUUAGGGGGUACGAGUGUUCUUCUCUUUCUAGUGAAGGUGGGAGGGACAGAGGAGACACUGAGGCAGAGGGACCAAUGGCUGGGUUGGUCAGACACAGCAGUCAAGAAAACCUUAAAAACUUUCGGAGUGAGGGAGAGGACUGAGUCAGCUGUGCUGGGGGACUGAAGCCUGAGGGUUGACUGAAGGGUACAUGUGGGGGGGACCCGUGUGACUGGGCCUCUCUCCCAGGCCCCCCCGCCAAGUGUUCCCCUCAUCCGAAUCCCACCAUGGCGAGUGGGCGUCCAGAGCUGAAGAGGAGUUUCUCCAUAAUACCCUGCUUCAUCUUUGUGGAGAUACUUCUUGGAGAGCUUGCUCGAGCCUUCUUCCCAGCGCCCACCUCAACUGUGCCAGCCCUGAGGGAGAAGACUAUCGUGUGUGGGGACUGCUGCCGCUUCAGCCCAGCCCUCAGAAGGCUGGUCCGCUUCCUGGGUGUAUACUCCUUUGGCCUCUUCACCACAUCCAUCUUUGCCAAUGCUGGACAAGUGGUAACAGGGAAUCCUACCCCACACUUCCUGUCUGUCUGCCACCCCAAUUACACAGCUCUGGGCUGCCCACCACCAGCCACAGACAAGCCUGGACUGGACCGGUAUGUCACAGACCAAGGGGCCUGUGCGGCCGGCAACCCUGCCUUGGUUGCAGCUGCCCGACGUGCCUUCCCCUGCAAGGAUGCAGCCCUGUGUGCAUUUGCAGUCACCUAUACGGCGAUGUAUGUCACACUGGUGUUCAGAGUGAAGGGCUCCCGGCUGGUGAAGCCCUCGCUCUGCCUUGCCCUCCUCUGCCCAGCCUUCCUGGUGGGUGUGGUCCGUGUGGCUGAGUAUCGGAACCACUGGUCAGAUGUGCUGGCCGGAUUCCUGACUGGGGCAGCUAUUGCCACCUUCCUGGUCACCUGUGUUGUGAACAAGUUCCAGAACCGAGUGCCCCUACACCCGAGAGCAUUCAGAUGGGAGGGUCUGGGCCCAGUGCCUGCCAUUGAGAAUCCCCUUGAAAAGUUAAAUUCAGCCCAGGAGCCCAAGACCACUGCACCCCCGCUGCAGCCUGCCCGCCUCACCCCACCCAAGUUGCAGAGCUGUACCCGUCGGGGCCACCUGAUCCCCAGCUGCGUGUCUUCCCAGGCCCCCCCGAUGUGUUCUUCCCCACGUGUCCCCCGCGCUCGAGUGAGGUCUGAGCCAACUUUGCCUGCCAUGGUCCCUGGGCCCAGCCAGGGCCCCCCACCAUCCCCUGGACCAUCAGUGGCCGGUGGGGGUGGGGGUGGGGGUGGCCGGGGCCGGAAGCUGCUGCUGCCCACUCCUCUGCUGCGGGACCUCUACACCCUCAGUGGACUCUACCCCUCCCCCUUUCAUAGGGACAGCUUCAGUCCCUACCUGUUUGCCAGCCGGGACCACCUGCUAUGAACUCAGGUUCCUGGGUCCUGAGAGCCUCUGGCCCCAGAUCCUCCCUGGAGCCAAAUGUUCUCAGGCUGAGAGAGAGAGAGAGAGAGAGAGAGAGAGAGAGAGAGAGAGAGAGAGAGAGAGAGAGAGAGAGAAUGUGUGUGUGUGUGCCUGCCUGUGUGUGUGUGCCUGCCUGUGUGUGUCCCCACUAGCCAGUUCCACAUGGGGAUGGGGAUCAGGAUGGGUGGAGAAUUAAAAGAAAGUCGAGGCCUAGGUGGCUACAUCCCUACCCCCCUCCCUAGAUGGCUGGGCCCCAGGAGGGUCUUCAUCAGCAGGUCUGGGGGAAUCGGGGAUUGGGAAAGCUGAUGGGGGAGACCCUCCAUUGUCCCAGUGUUUGGAGAGGGGCCUGAAGCGCCUUCUUUAUAGGCAAAAGCUAAUAGAAGUAACCCUUGACCUCUUCUGCACAUUGAGGGCCUCUGUGUCUGUUGCCAACGAGAAAGCCCACAUUUCUGAGACUUGGGAGUGGGAGAAGAGAGAUGUGGAGGGAUAUCUGACACCAGCCAAUGAGAGGGCUUCGUGUCUAAGAAUAACAGGGGAUCUUGGUGCUUGCUAGGGUUGGGCUCCAGAUGUUCUGGAAUGCCAGUAUUGGGUAAUGAUUCCUAAUGAUAGGCCCUAGGUAUCAAAGAGUUCUUGGGGCACAGGGGUGGAGAGGGAAGAAGGAAAAGCCACCAAUGGGAGUCCCUUUGGAUGACUUCGAGAUCACCUUUCUUCAGAUAGCAGGAUGGAGAAAGGCAGUGUAUGUAGUGGGAAGGCAUUAGAUUAUCAGGGUCUUUCUACUAAAGCCACAGUUCUCAUUUUCUUCCCAUUGCAAGGUCAUUUGGUGGGGAAGCUCCCACCCAACCCUGGUAGCCUCCCCUAAUCCCCCCAGCCAAGUUGAACUUCCCCCCUCAUGCCCUAAUUCCAGUCAUUAUCUAAAUGACCUUGGACUCUGAGUUCCUCUCCAGCCACCAGUGCUAGGAAGAAGGGAUUCUUUUCUACCCUGGGCUCUGAGACUAAAGUAGGGAAAGGGGAAAAAGGAGAAAUUGGUACUGAUUCCCCCCCCCCAACUGCCCUUUCCAUUUUGUGGGAGUUAGGGUAGAGGAGAGGAUUCUCCUUUUGAACCUAAGGUCAGAGUCUUGUGGUAGAGAAUAGAAAAGAGGCAGGGGGUUUCUUGUGACAUACACCCUUGGGCAAUCAGUUUUCAUGCCCUGCUUCUUUGUCCCACCUCUACAAAAACAAAUUAAAAAAUUUCCUGACUUCCUGAAUUGGCUGUGCCAGUCUCAGGGCUCAAUGCCCCCCAGCAGCCCUGGCCUGCCCCGAGGAAAGCUAAAGGGGGUAACAGAGACCUUUCCUCCACUUGCAGUUUCACAGCCUUUAAUAAAGAUUUGUUUGUAUCAGAAA
Monodelphis domestica (gray short-tailed opossum) is the source of this 4128-nucleotide messenger RNA. It is a transcript of the gene PLPPR2, whose product is annotated as phospholipid phosphatase related 2. Gene Ontology annotation, molecular function: phosphatidate phosphatase activity. Lineage: Eukaryota; Metazoa; Chordata; Mammalia; Didelphimorphia; Didelphidae. The record is from RefSeq and is a predicted model, not a curated record. Gene Ontology annotation, cellular component: plasma membrane. Gene Ontology annotation, biological process: phospholipid dephosphorylation; signal transduction; phospholipid metabolic process.